Messenger RNA from Daldinia caldariorum, 1110 nucleotides. RefSeq lists its product as uncharacterized. Lineage: Eukaryota; Fungi; Ascomycota; Sordariomycetes; Xylariales; Hypoxylaceae. Gene Ontology annotation, molecular function: protein dimerization activity. Bases 1 to 1110 code for a protein of 369 amino acids. The transcript has 2 exons. The record is from RefSeq and is a predicted model, not a curated record.
AUGCUGCCGACGCCGGCAUCUUCCACCGAGAUUAAAGGUCAGGAUCAUUCUCAUCAACUCUCCACUCUGCAAAUGUCCUUUGAGCUGCCCCCGUCAGCUAUAGGUCCAAAUGCAAAGUCCCAGCAACAGAACUCCGGGGCUAAGACGUCGCCCGUGUCGCCAUCUACCAAGACGACUUACCCGGUUCAGCCGAGCGAAACGGUCAAGUCGAGAAGACGCUCAUCUACCGUACAGAAAGAGGCGUUUGCUUUACCCCCUCCGCCAACAAGAUCCCGUAGGAUUAUUCAGAUGAAACCACGUCCCCAAGAAGAGCCGGGUGAACAAUCCACCGCAGAUAAAGCAGCCUCUACCACCAACGGCAAAGGUGCUGCCGGUGCCGGGUCUAAAAAGAAGCUGCCAUCAGCAACUAGCGCCGCAGGGAGAAAGAUGGCUAGGAAGACAGCACAUAGCUUGAUUGAACGACGUCGGAGGUCUAAGAUGAAUGAAGAGUUUGCUGUGCUUAAAGGUUUGAUACCUGCUUGUACCGGCGAGAUGCACAAGCUGGCUAUCCUUCAGGCUUCUAUUGAGUAUGUGCGAUAUCUUGAAGACUGCAUCACCAAGCUGAAGGAGCAACGCGACGACCAAUCUGCGACGCCAGCUCCGGCCCAGUUUAAGCUCACUCCGUCAAACGACGUUGACGCAUAUGAUAUGGACGAGGAAAAGGAUGAUGAGUGCCAAGAUGAUGUUGAGAUGACGGGAUCGGAGGCGCCGUCACCUGUUUAUGCGCAGACUCCUGCUCGCUCUAAUCAAUCGUCUAUAUCGCCGGCGCUAGUAGCACAAGAUACGCCGAGCAGACAUCAUUCCUAUUCGUCGAUCUCCACCGAGUAUCGCCACUACAGUUACAGUGGGCCGUCCAAUACCUCUCCAGGGUUUGGGUCUCAAGGGUAUCCACAACAUAUGGGGACCACAUCUACGUCACAAUCCACGCUUACUAGCCCGGCUUUGAGACCGCAGCAGGAGAUUGAUCAGGAGGCAUCUGCAGCGCUCCUGAUGCUCAACGUGGAUCGAAGAGGAACUACUAGCAGCGGCCCGGGACGAGGUAUGAGUGUCAGGGAUCUGCUUAUUUCAUAA